Messenger RNA from Spizellomyces punctatus DAOM BR117, 2139 nucleotides. RefSeq lists its product as uncharacterized. The transcript has 3 exons. Lineage: Eukaryota; Fungi; Chytridiomycota; Chytridiomycetes; Spizellomycetales; Spizellomycetaceae. The coding region runs from base 94 to 2139 and encodes 681 amino acids. The record is from RefSeq and is a predicted model, not a curated record.
CAACAACAAUGUCAUGUCUUCCGCCGUGGUUUGGACGAUAGGGUGAAUAUAAAUACCUCAUUUUAGAAUCCAUUUAGAGUUGAUACGGACGUCAUGGGUGCCGCGGCAUCUACCAAUGGAUCAACCGUCUCAACAGGACUGGUUAUAGGACAGCGUUUGUGUAUUGGGGGUAAAAAGGAUGAUAAAGCGGCAAUACAAAGUGCAAAAGCUUGGAAAAUGGCGUGGAUGGAAUACGUUCAAGCUACAGAAGACAGUGCUGCCUCGACCGUUUUAUGGGUGCAGUAUGAAUCACCAUCCCAGAGUAGCGCCCUUCGAAAGUCUUUUACCAAUAUUGCCCAUCUCACGUCUGAAGUACCAAUUUUUUCACGGACACUUGUUGCAUCUCUCGACGCCCAUAUCGCAUUCCUCAUCACCCUGUCCCGAUCUGAUGCAUAUGUACGCGAGCAAAUGAAGUGUGAGCAAGGUAUACGUCUUCUACAUGCAGUGAUUAUAUCGGCGCGCGGAAUGUGGCAGAGGCUUUGCAAUGUUUUUCGAGAAGCGAUGGGUAACUGCCAGGUCGAGGUGGAGCGCAUGGAUGGGAUGCUUGGAGAGAUAGACGAAGGUGCGGUAAAAGGAAAGAUUGUGUCCUUGAAAAAAGGGUUGAAGAGUGUGCAGAAAGCGGCCAAUGGAUGGGAGAAGAUGUGCAGGGAGCAAGAAAAUCAUUGUCGACUGCUUCGGGAGUGGUGGAGAAAAGAUUGGAUGGCCCAUCUCAAAUAUGACGAAACACCGCCUACUCCUCGUUACUUGCAACUUUUAGACAUGUUGCAUUCGCAGCUGGUCCUGCCCGCAACCACAUUGUCUUUACGGACCUUUUCCACCAGCUUUGGCACAGUGUUACAAACGUUACGCCAACUGCUUGAUCGGGAAGAAGGAAGCUUGCUCUAUGUAAGGAAGGUAAAGGUGGCCGAAAAGAAGGCAGUAAGCGCAGAAAGGACGGCUAAAGCUCAAAGCCAACGCCAAGCCAAGAUUGCUCCGGAACCCUCUCUGGUGGAAACAGACGCGCAGGUUCUUCUGAAUGUACCUGUACAGAAACAACGGAAGCUGUUGCGCAAAGUUCAUCUAUUGAACGUUGCGCGGCAUCGUCUACAUGUAAAUGCAAAGGAUAACGCGGAAUUCGCUCGCGAGCGCUUCUGGAAAGUGGAAGCUGAAUUUUGGGCGUGUGCGUACACAGUUGCAAGUGCGUUGGAAAGCGUUUACUAUGCUACUAUGAAGAAAGAGGGGCUGGACCUCCCGGUAUCGCAACGUCACGAGCAUCUGGCGGACCCUAUCCCACCUGCAGGGCCUCCUCUUGCUUUGGCGGAUCGGCCGAGGCCCGUGGGAACAAAGAGAGCGAGUCGCUGGAAACUGCCUGCGACAGAUAAUCAGGAAACUGCAGACGUGGACUCGGUAGUCAUAUUGAGUCCCAUUGAGAGUCGUACGAGUGGAUCAUCAACAUCGGCCGCAGGAAUCAAGUGUGAGAGCAAGACUCUUGCUGCGGAAAUUCGUUCAGAAGCCCGACGCGCGUCCGAACAAGCAGUGGACUCGUCUGCACCCGCGAAAGCGUUUGCACCGCAGAGUGAUAUCCUGAGCGGACACCAGAAGUUAUAUCCAUGUGUACAGGAGGAUCCACUUUUAGCAUCCACUUUUCAACCUUUACCGUCACAGAGCACCAAUCUGCUGCCAGAGCUAAAGGUCGCCGCCCCUUCGCCUACUGCUCCACCAGCCGCUCAUUUUGACCCAAAAUCGAACCUGCACUCUAGGAGCAGUGUAAAGGCGACUAGAGGACCUCCACCACCACCUCCUUUUGCACCUGGUCAUGUACCUGAUGCAGCUGAGAUGGUCACCAUGAGCGCCUUUGCAGAGGCGUGCAUGUCACCUCUGGCUGUAACGGCUGCACCUCAUCCACCACCUAUCCCACCGCGACCGGCGCAUCAGAGGAGAAGGCUACUGAGGCAUGUGGAUGACAAGUUGCUUUGGAAACCAGAUGAGCAUGCUUUGGAGCAACGACCUUGUCCACCUCCUGUACCCCAAAAAAAGAAACCUAAACGUAAGAACCUGGAUGGACUGGACAUUCGGCGCACCGGCAUUUCCGCCGGCUGCCAUAACGAGAUUUGUAUAUAA